GAUAAACCCGGAAAUAUUAUAAUUGUAGAUCUUCUAGUAGAAGAAACGACAUUUUCAAUAAUAAAUAUUUAUGGUCCAAACAAUGACAACCCAACAUUCUUUGAAAACAUAUUUAAAAAUAUAAAUGAAUUCAAAACAGAAAAAUUCAUAAUAUGUGGGGACUUCAAUCUCACUUUAAAC
Molecule: messenger RNA, 180 nt
Organism: Lottia gigantea (owl limpet)
Lineage: Eukaryota; Metazoa; Mollusca; Gastropoda; Lottiidae
Exons: 1
Source: RefSeq, a predicted model, not a curated record